Molecule: messenger RNA, 1050 nt
Organism: Microstroma glucosiphilum
Lineage: Eukaryota; Fungi; Basidiomycota; Exobasidiomycetes; Microstromatales; Microstromataceae
Product: DUF602-domain-containing protein
Exons: 2
Coding region: 1-1050 (349 amino acids)
Biological process (GO): site-specific DNA replication termination at RTS1 barrier; mitotic DNA replication termination
Cellular component (GO): nucleus
Source: RefSeq, a predicted model, not a curated record
AUGGGCAACGACGGCGGGUCCAUCGCCCGGCGUGACGAGCUCGUAAAAGUCAAGAUCACCCACACCAAAGCCGACCCUGCUCAGCUGAAGCGGGUAAAAUGGACUCUCUGCCAUCUCUCGCGCCAGCCACUUCGUGAACCAAUAGUAGCUGAUGGAUUGGGAAGGUUGUAUAACAAGGAGGCCAUUGUCAAUUGGUUGAUUGAGAAGAAGGUGGCAGAGAGUGGGGGUGGGGCGGCAGUAGAGGAGAAAGGUAUGGGACAUAUUCGCGGACUUAAAGAUAUGACCCUCCUCAAAUUGCAUUCCUCAAAAUCUCCUACUUCGACAGAAAGCGAGGAUGCAUCCUCCUCAUCGAAUAUCUCCUCGCCCUUCUCAUGCCCACUCACAGCAAGACCCAUGAAUGGCUCACACAGAUUCGUCUUCCUCCUCUCCUCGGGAGCAGUCAUGUCCGAAGCAGGUCUCAAAGCCAUCGUCUCCGAGACUACCUCUAGCGCCAAAAAGACUGCGUUUGUCUCUGCCUCCGCUGGUGCCACUGGUGGCAGCUCAGUCGAAUCCGCUUCAGCAGGUACGCUCUUCGAGUGCCCCAUCACCUCGUUGCCUUUCCUCCCUGGUUCUCUCCUGGGCAAGAAUGGAGCCGCGGCACAGGACGCAGAGAAUGUUGGAGAUGUCAUCCUGCUUAAUCCCUCGGAAAAGGAGGAAGAGGUGCUCAGGACAGCAAUGUACAAGCGCAGGGAGGGAGAGGGCGGUAAGAAGCGGAAGAAGGACAAGGGAGGAGCGAAGGGCAAAGCUGCUACCAAUGAAGGUUCUGCACCAGUCGAGAAGAAGCAAAAACGACCAAGUCCACCUGGGGAGUCUCCCGCUCCCGCUCUGGCUUCUACUGACAGGGAGGAUCGCCUAUCAGCUCCUGCCUCUGCAACGCACCUGGCUGCACUAGCCGCCAAACAGGCAAAGGGUAAGCCGAUGAGUGCGGCUCUGGCCAGUAUAUAUGGACAUGGGCUGCAAAAGGGAGAGAAGGAGGGAUGGAUGGUCAGAGGGACGGGGAUGGGUAGAUAG